GCGUCACUAGUAUUACGUAAUGACGAGGUCAGUCGUUCGAGUCGGCUAAUGGGAACUGACGGUAACGGUGUAUAUUUUGCUGGCCAAAAGAUCGAUCGGAAGUGCGCUUGGCUCGAAUGAAAUGGAAUGAGUCAAAGUGCUUUUUUGACGAUAGCCACGAUGAAAUACUUUUCAACGAGGGGAGGGCACGAUCUACUCUCAUUUGAAGAGACUGUUCUUACAGGUCUCGCACCCGAUGGUGGUCUCUACAUACCCGAGUCCAUACCCCAACUCCCAGAGGGCUGGCAAUCUUUAUGGAAGAACUACACUUUCGUAGAUCUCUCCGUCGAGGUCUUGUCCAUGUACAUCUCGCCGAAGGAGAUAUCCCGACAAGAAUUACGCGCUUUAGUCGAGAAAUCCUACAAAACGUUCAGACACCCCGACAUCACACCUCUCAAGAAGUUAAAUGACAAAACCUUCAUUUUGGAACUCUUCCAUGGACCAACAUUUGCGUUCAAGGACGUUGCCUUGCAGCUCCUCGGCAACCUCUUUGAGUUCUUCCUUAUUCGGAGGAACAUGCGGAAAGCAGAGGGUGAGAAGCAGGAGAGGUUAACCGUUGUUGGUGCGACCAGUGGUGAUACCGGCAGCGCCGCAAUAUAUGGCUUGCGUAACAAGUCCAAUAUAUCCAUCUUUAUCCUUCACCCGAAGGGCAGAGUAUCACCCAUCCAGGAGGCUCAAAUGACAACAGUCACUGAUGCAAACGUCCAUAACCUCGCUGUCAAAGGUACUUUUGAUGAUUGCCAGGAUAUCGUUAAAUCCCUCUUCGCCGACCAAGAAUUCAACAGAAAGCACCGUCUAGGCGCAGUCAAUUCUAUCAACUGGGCGCGUAUACUCGCUCAAACAGUAUAUUACUUCCUUUCCUACUUCCACCUUCGACGUCAAAUAGCUGCGACCUCGCCGGAUCAAUCUCUGGAUGACUUAGAUAUCCAAUACGUCGUACCCACAGGAAAUUUUGGUGAUAUUCUUGCGGGAUACUAUGCAAAACGCAUGGGUCUGCCUAUCGGCAAGCUUGUUGUCGCAACCAACUCGAAUGACAUCCUCGCUCGAUUCUGGAAGAGCGGUGCCUACGAGAAAGUCGACUCGACUGCAUCCAAUGUUGAUGCAACUCAGGCUACUGCACCUGCAGAGGGAGCAUCCGAUGGGAAACAGGCCGUCGGCGGCGUAAAAGAGACAUUGAGCCCUGCAAUGGAUAUUCUGGUUUCAAGUAACUUCGAACGUUUGUUGUGGUAUCUUGCAGACGAGGGAUCAGAGACAUCAACUGAAGACCCUAGGGAGCGCAGAAGGCAAGCAUGCGAGAUUGUGGAUGGCUGGAUGAAGAAAGUUAAGAGCGAUGGUCGUGUGGAGGUCCCCACAAAAGUACUGGAGUUGGCUAGGCGGGAUUUCUUAGCGGAGAGGGUUUCAGAUGAGGAGACAUUGGAAACGAUUCGGUACUACUUCAAGUCUGAGCCAUCGUACGUUGCGGAUCCUCACACAGCUGUUGGUCUAUCUGCCGCUCAACGGCUAGCUGUAAACAACCCGCCAUCGACUCUUCAAGUCGUCCUAUCUACCGCGCACCCAGCCAAGUUUGCCGAGGCCGUUACACAGGCACUUCAAAAUGAACCCAACUUUAAUUUUGAGCGUGAUCUUCUUCCGGAAGAGUUUAGAGGACUCUUGGAUCGGAAGAGGAAUGUCAUCGAUGUUGAAGCUGCUGAAGUUGAUUUAGUCAAGAGAGUCAUUGAGCAGUACGCUGAGAACGAUGACACGGAAAGAGGAGGUGCGAUUCCUAGACGAAGUGUAUAAAGAAAUUUUAUUGUUGUUAGUUAAUACAGGAAUUUGCGUUUGUUCGCUACAUCGUUAUCGUUGUGUCAUGAAGCAAUAUGCGUCCGAGAUUUCAAGGCUAUUGCAUUUAAA
Somion occarium is the source of this 1929-nucleotide messenger RNA. NCBI's taxonomy places the organism in Eukaryota, Fungi, Basidiomycota, Agaricomycetes, Polyporales, Cerrenaceae. The record is from the annotation of a GenBank genome assembly.